Oncorhynchus gorbuscha (pink salmon) is the source of this 4046-nucleotide messenger RNA. RefSeq names its product syntaxin-binding protein 4-like. Gene Ontology annotation, molecular function: protein binding. The record is from RefSeq and is a predicted model, not a curated record. The transcript is spliced from 22 exons. Bases 126 to 2654 code for a protein of 842 amino acids. Lineage: Eukaryota; Metazoa; Chordata; Actinopteri; Salmoniformes; Salmonidae.
CUGAGCGGCUGAGAGCGCGGGCUUUGGACUCCGGAAGAAGGGCGAUGGAAUAGAAUUCGACGUUGCCUGGCGACCGACCGACCGACCGACCAAACCGACGGUCGACUGAACUAUUGGGAGUCAAUAUGCCAACGUUUUCUGUCAUGUACAAAGGAGCAGUUAUCAUUAGCAGGACACUAAUGGGUCCGUAUGGGGUAGAUCGUGCCGUUCAUGAAAUAGAAUUUACCGACUGUGAGAAUGGACUGGGGAUCAAAGUGAUUGGAGGAAUGAAGGAGUUAACGGGAGAGGAGUUUGGAGUCUACGUCAAAAGGAUUUUACCUGGUGGCCUUGCUUCAAGUGAUGGACACCUCCAGGCGGGAGACCAGAUCUUGGAGGUGAAUGGGGAGAGUUUACUAGGGGUCACCAGUGAAAGAGCAGUAGACGUUCUGAGAUCAGCGUCCUCCAGCAACCAAAUGCGCCUUCUGAUCGCCAGAGACGAGGAAGCCAGGAGAGAGUUUUCAGAGCUUUUGGAGAAGUAUGGAUCCAGCAGUAGUACUGGGUCGACACGCAACUCUCCCAUCCAGCAUGCAGGCAGAUAUCUGGACAGUACAUCGUCCGGGUCCUCGUCACGCUCCCAGAGUCCUUUGCUUUUGAGUCCUGCUGGGUCUCAGAGCACCUACAACAACCCUCUACUGCGCUCCCUCAGUCACCCAGGAGAGGGUGUGAUCCAGCUGAUCUCUGUAGCCCGCUCCUCUAGUCUGGGCAUCACCAUCGGCGGAGGCUCCAAUAGACCGGACGGCCCGGCGGUCUUCAUCCAGGAGGUUCUGUCUGGGGGAGACUGCCACAGGGAUGGGCGCCUGAGGCCAGGGGAUCAGCUCAUUGCCAUCAACAAGGAGUCCUUGAUAGGUGUGACCCACGAGGAGGCUAAGAGCAUGGUCAACAAGGUCAAAUUCAGUCAAGAGGCGGUGGUGGAGGUUGCUUUCAUCCCUGGUAAAGGUCCGUUCCCCAACAGCACGUCUUUACACAACGGUGUCCAGCGCGGCGUUGGCAACGGGUACAGCUCCGGACGCUUAAAAGUCCACGUCAGAUCACCAGAGAUCCGUUCGGGGGAACCUGCCCCACUGCCUUCUCCCUCCCCUGACAUCUGCCCUCCAGAUACACACAUUUCAGGCUCGGCCCCCACCCAGAGAACAGUGUUGUCUGCAGCCAAACCCAAGAUCUCCCUGGACCCUCACAUACGCCUCAAGUCUGACAAACUGGACCUGGCGUUGUCGUACCUGGGUCUGGACGUGACGGAGGAGAAGAGGAGGAAGCUGAGACAAAGUCUUAUCACUGACCCACAGGGAACCGUGUCCUACGGAGACUUUGUUGAGGCCACACGCAACGUCUACCAAGAGAAUCUGGAGGAGGCGGGACUAGGGCAGAAAGAGUUCAUGUUCUCCUAUCACGAAGCAGCUAGCUUGAUGGACACCUCUGCCUUCCACUCCCCGACCUUUGAUUCAGAUUCCUACAGUAGUGAAGAACUGGAGCACUUUCAGGCGGAGGUGAAACAGCUGCAGAACCAGAUUAAACAACUCAAGUCCAAUCACAGUCAGCCUGCUGGUUUUCCUACACUACCCCAGAUCAGUCAGCCUGCUGGUUUUCCUACACUACCCCAGGUCAGUCAACCUGUUGGUUUUCCUACACUACCCCAGGUCAGUCAACCUGUUGGUUUUCCUACACUACCCCAUAUCAGUCAACCUGCUGGUUUUCCUACACUACCCCAGGUCAGUCAACCUGUUGGUUUUCCUACACUACCCCAUAUCAGUCAGCCUGCUGGUUUUCCUACACUACCCCAGGUCAGUCAGCCUGCUGGUUUUCCUACACUACCCCAGGUCAGUCAACCUGAUGGUUUUCCUACACUACCCCAGAUCAGUCAGCCUGCUGGUUUUCCUACACUACCCCAGGUCAGUCAGCCUGCUGGUUUUCCUACACUACACCAGGUCAAUCAACCUGCUGGUUUUCCUACACUACCCCAGGUCAGUCAACCUGAUGGUUUUCCUACACCACCCCGGGACACAGAGCACAGCAAGUCGACCCUGGAGGAGGAGCUACACAACACCUCAGAGAAAGCGUGUGCGACAGUGGAGGAGAACAGUCGUCUGAAGACUCGUGUGCAGGUAGCGGAGGCAGUGCAGAGAGACAGACAGAGUAACAGUGCAGAGCAGGACUAUGAAGAGGUCAUUACACUGCUAGAGGCUGAGAUCAAAGACCUGAAGAACCAACUGGCGGGCAAGAAACAGAAGGGUCUGGAAGCUACUAAGGAAGAUGUGAUGGAGUUAAACAGGAAGUUGUCAAUGAUUGACUGUCAGCUGAGGAGGUCUGAGCUGAGCAGAAGACACCUGGAGAUCUCCAACAAGAAACUACUGGGAUUCGCACAGAAUGUUCACAAAGUGCUCACCACCCCCAGUUUGUUUGGAAUGGAAAAUGGGAGUAGCAGGACCUCUCCAGCCACAGACAGUCCAGAGACCCCCUCUCCCAUCCCAGACCCAGCCUGCCAGUUAGCUGCAGAGGCCAGGGAGCUGGUGGAGGGGGUCAGAUCCCUGAGCAGCACCGAUGAUACAGCCCCUCUCAGUGACUCAGAGGUGGGGGAACCACCUGACCCAGCCAUGGACCCUAACCGGGCCACACAGUGACCCUCAUAGCUCGCCGGCUCAGACAUCUCCUACAGAAGAUCCAGCCAAAGACAAGCGCCGCCAGUAGAGAACGUUCAGAGAACGUCACAGAGAGCGUUUUAGAGAACGUUACGAGGAUGUGAAAAGAACAACGUGGCUGGGGACUAGGCUCAGAAGAACACAGUGGUUGGCUGACUACGUUUACCUAAAAACUACCAACGACCCUUUAAAAGACCGACAGACAGAUUGAGAGAGACAACCAGACAGACUGUAUGUAGGAUGCUAUGCAGUGUGCGUAAAAAAAAGAAAGAAAACACUUACAACUCAGCUUCAGUCAAUGUUCUGGGAUUGCUCUACUGAUUAACCGCAAAAUGUUCUAGUUUAUCUGUUUUCUAAUACAGCUGUGUGUGUACUUACGUUUCUCUGUUGAUAUUUAGCAUUUGUCAGAAUGUGAACAAAGGGGAGAUUCUCAACUGGGAGAAUCUCCCCUUCCUGGGAAGGAUAGCAGGUUUUGAGGUGAAAUGGCAGAGACUUGUAGAUGCAGUUCAGUUUGUUCCAAAGAGCUUGCCGUAGCCGAUUAGACAGCACUACAAAGCCAAGGCGCUACCGUUGGGUGUGUAGGUGUACAGACAUACAGCAUGAGCUAUGAUGAUGAUGAUAAUGAUGAUGAUGCAAUGAACCUUUCUAUCCCUGAGUUCCAAUACUCUGUAAAAGAUGAAUUCUCUCAUGUCCUAUUUCCUUGUAUCCUAUUUCCUUGUAUCCUUCCUGACCACUGAAAUCUGGAGAGACCGGAUAGUGACGUUCAAUAUGCCGGUAUGACAUUGGCUGCUCGUCAAAUUGGUUCCAUCCGUUUAUUUUUGGGAUCAGUGGUCCUCAAGGACACGAAGAGAGAUGAAGACGUUUGUGUUCAUUAUCUGAGACGGGACAGAAAUGUGUAUUUUUGCUCACAACAGUUCCCAGAGUUGAGGAGAAGAAGCCAGACGAGGGUAUUGGAACCUAGCCCUAGCUGUGUCUAUAGCUGUAUCGCCAUGGCUACAGUAAGUGCCCUGUAUGUGUAUACUUCAGAGAGAGAGAGAGAGAGAGAGAGAGAGAGAGAGAGAGAGAGAGAGAGAGAGGAUAACAUGGACGAUGUGCCCUGAUCCAAAGCGUCUCAUCCUGAUGACAUCGUGUCACCAUGGUGAUGACCCUGUGUACAGAAACGGUUUGUCCCUUAUACUGACGUGCUCUGAUGAACUGUCUGUCUGUUUUGAAGAUGAUUUUGUACUGGAAAAGUCCAUUUUCUGUUACGGAUACCGAGGUAGAGGAAGAAGCUUUAGGACCUGCACGAGCUGUCAUGGCGACGCCGAGACGUCUGCUUUUGCUGUUAUUAUAAAACCUUGUAAAUCUUUAAGCUGAAAUAAAUAUUGCACUCUC